Sciurus carolinensis (gray squirrel) is the source of this 2526-nucleotide messenger RNA. It is a transcript of the gene Cep57l1, whose product is annotated as centrosomal protein 57 like 1. Gene Ontology annotation, molecular function: gamma-tubulin binding; microtubule binding; identical protein binding. The coding region runs from base 325 to 1746 and encodes 473 amino acids. The record is from RefSeq and is a predicted model, not a curated record. NCBI's taxonomy places the organism in Eukaryota, Metazoa, Chordata, Mammalia, Rodentia, Sciuridae. The transcript is spliced from 11 exons. Gene Ontology annotation, cellular component: centrosome.
GGAAGGGAAAGUAAGAAAUAGGGGUACGCUGAGAUUUUUAUCACGCGGGACAAGCACACCAAAUAAAAGCACUACAGCACCCAUUGGAGAAACUGAAUCUAAAUUUAAGAUUAGCCUAAAAAAAUAGCGUCAGCCUGUUUAUUAUGCCAAACCAGAUUUAAAUAGGAUGUCUUUGCACUGAAUGCUGGGAAAUGCAGUUUUGAUGCUGCUGGCGCGUUCUGUUUACGACAGAAACUACAACCCCCAGGGGCCACCGCGACGUUGGCUGCAGCUGCCCACCAACGGUUCUAGAGGCAGGAGUUGAUCGAGAGCGACCAUCUGAUAAUGAAUUCAGAAUUAAUACAUAGUAUAGUGGGAAGCUAUCUUAAACCUCCAGAAGAAGUAUUUGCUCCAUCAUUCACCCAGGAUGAAUCAUCUCAGAAUUGCCACACUGUGAACUUAGAAGUUACCUCUCCUAAAAUGCUUCAUAGCCCAAAUAACCAAGCUCUCAUUUUGGCCUUAAAAACUCUUCAGGAAAAGAUUCAUCAUUUAGAGCUGGAGAGAACACAAGCUGAAGAUAACCUGAAUAUUCUUUCCAGAGAAGCAGCACAGUAUAAAAAGGCCUUGGAGAAUGAAACAAAUGAGAGAAAUCUGGCACACCAGGAACUGAUAAAGCAGAAAAAAGAUAUAAGUUUACAGUUAAGCUCAGCCCAGUCUCGUUGUACUCUUCUAGAGAAGCAACUAGAAUAUACAAAGAGAAUGGUUCUCAAUGUAGAACGAGAAAAGAAUAUGAUCUUAGAACAACAGGCCCAGCUUCAAAGGGAAAAAGAACAAGAUCAGUUGAGGCUGCAUGCAAAACUUGAAAAGCUUGAUGUCUUAGAAAAAGAGUGUUUUAGACUGACAACAACUCAGAAAACUGCUGAGGACAAGAUUAAACAUCUAGAAGAAAAACUUAAGGAAGAAGAGCAUCAUCGUAAGCUGUUUCAAGACAAGGCUUCAGAGCUUCAAACUGGACUUGAAAUCAGUAAAAUUUUAAUGUCUUCAGUUUCAAAAUCAAAACUCUCCAAGGGAAAAAAGAAAUCUUCAAAGAAAACGAAAUGUUUUAAAAGAGGACCACCUCAGCAGAUUUAUGCAAAACUUAGAGAACUGCCUUUUGAGGCCGAAAAGUCUGCAGCCUGCCCUGUGAAUGCAAGCAUGCACAGCCUUCUGAAGAUGAUGAAUCAUUGUAGCCAACAUAGCCUUCAGAAACCUGAGAUGACUGAGCCUAGAUGUCUUUACAGACCUACCAGAAAAACUUCACAGUGUAAAGCUGUAUCUCAGGACUCAGAAAAGUCCAUUUCCAUUUGUGAUAAUUUGUCUGAACUUUUGAUGGCAAUGCAAGAUGAGCUGGACCAUAUGAGUAUGGAGCAUGAAGAACUACUGAAACAAAUGAAAAAAACUAAAAGUCGUUCAGUCUGUGAUGACAUAGAAUGUGAACUAGAGCAUUUAGUGAAGAAAAUGGAAAUUAAAGGAGAACAAAUUUCCAAACUGAGGAAACAUCAAGACAAUGUUCGUAAGCUGCAGCAAAAAGUUCAAAACUCAAAGAUGAGUGACACUUCAGGUAUUCAACGAGAAGACAGCAACCUUAAAGGAUCAAAGAACAUUAAAAAUAGCCCCAGAAAAUGUUUGAAUGAAACUAACCCUUUUCAGAAAAACAACUUUCAACCAGUACAAGUUCGUAAUCUUCAAAUGAAAUUAAGAAGAGAUGAUAUCAUGUGGGAACAGUAACACAGUAGCCAAACCGUCACCUAAAAUGAACUUUGUCAGUAAGAUCCUGAAUUGUCUAAAGUGUUUUUAAUUUAAAAUAACUUUGUGAAAUUUUGAAUUAUGUUUCUGGUCUCUAUAGAACACGAAGUUGUAUACUUUAAAAUUAAUGCCUAAUGAUCUACUGAGAGUCCCAAAUAAUAAAUGAUUGCCCUUUUCCCCCUUAUUUUCCAAAGUCUCUAACCUAAUCAUGCUUUAAGAAUAUUGUUCACUUUGCAGAUAUCUUUAGCUGAAUCUAAAAAUGUGUACUGGAUUGACAAUAUUCAAAAUUGAGUUAAAUCUGAGUUACAAGUAUGUUCUACUUAUUCAUUUACUAAGCUUAUGACCUUAAAAACCAAUGUUAAAUGAACAGAGGAUGUGUAGGUCUUUUAAGUUUCCCGAUGGUGCCUCCCUAACAUGUUUUAAAACUGUAAAAUAUCUUUCUUUCUUGGAAAGGGAAAAAGUUAAUAGUUCUAUAGUUUUGUGAAGAAGACUUUAACCUGUUUUAUGUGAUGAUUAUAAAUAGGAACCCAUAGUUAUUUAAUUUAUAGAAGACAGUAACUUAGCUGCAGAAGCUUUCCUCUGCUAUUCCCAUUCUCUUUUACAAAUCUAGUUUUUGUCUUCCAAAACCAGUUGAUCAAUUUUGUAUUGGACUAGGGAUAUAGCUCAGUGGAUAGAGUGCUUACCUCACAUACACAAGGCCCUGGGUUCAAUCCCCAGCUCCACAAAAAAAAAAAAAAAAAAAAUUAUUUUUCAUAACAUGUU